CAGCAGUGUGGCGGCUGGAGAGGGGGGGCCCUAGCGGACGGACUCCUUUAGAAACACGUACACACACACACACACAGCCUGACUGCCUCCCACAGCAACGCACUCUCUCCCGUCAAAAGUACUUUUCAGCAGUGACGCUACUACGCAAGAAGAGAGGUCGAGCGAGCCGACUUUUUUUUUUUUUAAAAAGGGAAAGUCCUACGAAAGACGAGCGCCAUAACAAUCAGUGAGCGUGAAGAAGGAAUAGCUUAGCAACAGAGUCCCACUUCCUGUUUUACACUAGCAACAAUUCCAGACAACCCAUCCUUGAGGAGCAGUGUGCGCACAGACGGUGUAGGACGCAGCAAACAGGUGGUAAAGGAUUCAAGCCCUUAACACCAUGGAUAUGGACACUCAACCACAAGGACAGCAAGCUGCCGUGCCAGUGUUUCAGCCCCAGAAACCUCUGCAGCCAGACCACCAUUCACUCGCUAACUUUCAGAUAGAGAAGAAAAUAGGCCGGGGACAAUUCAGUGAGGUUUAUCGGGCGAGGUAUCUGGUAGACAACACAUCUGUGGCCCUGAAGAAAGUCCAGAUAUUUGACUUGAUGGAUGACAAAGCUCGGCAAGAUUGCAUCAAAGAGAUAGAUCUCCUUAAGCAACUGAACCAUCCAAAUGUGAUAAAGUAUCAUGCGUCUUUUAUUGAGGACAAUGAGCUAAACAUAGUACUGGAGCUAGCUGAUGCCGGAGACCUCUCACGUAUGAUCAAGCACUUUAAGAAGCAGAGGAGGCUUAUCCCUGAAAGAACUGUGUGGAAGUACUUUGUCCAGCUUUGCAGCGCGCUCGAGCACAUGCACUCCCGGAGAGUCAUGCACAGAGAUAUCAAGCCAGCCAACGUAUUCAUCACAGCUACGGGAGUAGUGAAGUUAGGAGAUCUUGGACUCGGACGCUUCUUCAGCUCCAAAACCACCGCUGCUCACUCUCUUGUGGGUACUCCGUACUACAUGUCACCGGAGAGGAUACAUGAAAAUGGAUACAACUUCAAGUCAGACAUCUGGUCACUAGGAUGCCUUCUCUAUGAGAUGGCAGCCCUACAGAGUCCAUUCUAUGGGGAUAAGAUGAACCUCUACUCCCUUUGUAAGAAGAUAGAACAGUGCGACUACCCUCCUCUUCCCUCAGAUCACUAUUCAGAGGAGCUGAGGAACUUGGUAGAUAUGUGCAUCAACCCCGACCCGGAGAAGAGGCCGGACAUCACCUACGUGUACGACAUCGCCAAACACAUGCAGAACCUGAUGCAGGGCAGCUAAGGCCGGAACUGCACAAACUAUAGCUUGUACAACACAACUCAAUUUCCAUGCUGGACGUGUACACAUCUAUCUGCUUCUAUGCAAUUACUUAGUCCAGAGCUCAUUGUGAUAAGCGGGACAGCAUUUGUAACAUGGUUUUUGGAGAUCUAAACGUGAGUGGCAGACUAAAUCCUUUCGGCUCAAGGGAAACAUUGCCCCGAGAACUCUCUCAAUUGUAAAUGACUGUUUAUAUUGGCGCUCUAAUACUUUACGUCUUUUUUUCAUGUAGAGCCCCACACUGUUUACAUGUAAUUCCGUCGCGCAGGUUAUACUUACGUAACCCUGCACAAAAAAAAGAGUGAAUAAUUGUGUAAAGGUUUGUUUGCGAUGAUGGCACAACUGAAAGAAGUUAGAAGGUGGAAGUGUUAUGUUGCACUUUUUACCCUGGCGCUAAGGCUUGGCAGGGUAGUCAUGUCAAAUGAAUGUACAUGUAUUAGGAAAGCAGUCGUUCAGAGGGUCGAGUAGUAAUGUGCAGGGGAUAGGAGGAGUGCAUGGGCAAAUGUCUUCACAACACAUUGAAUGUUUGCAUGUGUUGUCUUUGAAAAGUCAGCAUGUCUCUUUUUGACAGCCUUGAAGGAGUAGUAUGACACAAAAAGCAAAAAAAAAAAAAAAAAAUCCAUCUUGGUUCAGUUUGGACAUCAUAUUUGUUAACAACAGUAAAUCUCAAUGGGGAAAAUACAUGUGAGCCACAUGGAAGUUGGUCUAUAUUGCUAAAAUAUUGUGAUUGCUAACAUUGCUGUGUAAGUUUGCCGUGUGUUCCUUGUGAGGGGAUCAAAUGUCUAAGAGACAGAUGAUUCUUACAUUAUGUGUUCUAUAUAUAUAUAUAUAUAUAUAUAUAUAUAUAUAUAUAUAUAAAAUGUUAUGCAGAUUAUUUGCAAAACCCAUACCGAACAAGUCCUGGUGAAGCACGCCACAGACAUGGCAGCCAUUCUGCACUGAAAACACUAUGUUUUACCAUAUUAUUUUAUAAGAUCCAUGAAUACAAUCCAUAUGCAGGUUAUUUACUUUACAGAGGACCUACAAAUUUCUCAUGGGAACAGAUUGAGCCACUUUGUAAAUCGUGGGGUCAUCUUCCUGAUUUCUGUUCUCAUUUAACAUACCAAAGUGUUACUUGUAUGUUUUAGCAACAAGUAAAUAUAUCAAAUAGGUUUACAACAGUGUGUCACAGCACUGACAAUCAUCUGCCUGCAUUGCGGUGCUACCACAUGGAAGGCGUAGGUUAUAUACAGUCAUGGUGACACUUUAUUUGCUUUUACAUGAGUUGUCUUUUAGCAUUAUCAGAGAGCCUAAUUGGAUUAGUUGCAAGCAUACUGCAAUUUGUCGUGUUUCAUUACCAUCAAAUACAUCAGACAGCAGAGAUGUUAUUUUUCUAUGGGUAACGUAAUAUUUUGGUUUCAUUUUUGUCCCAGUUUCUGUUCACAACCAAUCUUUUUUUUUUCCCCUCCCAUCAUUAUAAACACUCAAUAUCAGUGAUUGCAUUAGGUUUUUUUUUUUGUAUUUCAUCCACAAUGCUACUGCGCCUAAACAUUCAGUAUUGUUUGUAAUUUCAAAAUUCUUUCUACUAAGCGAUAUUUUGAUAAGCAUGUUUUUUUUAAUACCAUGUAGAAGUCCUUCAACAAACACAAGCAGAAUAGCACACAGCGGCACCUCGGUUUUCGUCAUUAAUUUGUUCCUAAAGUUUCUACCGCAAAGAGUGCAUUUGGAAUACAGGAAGUGAACAAAUGUAUUGCAAUUGAUGUGAAACGGGUGGGGGGUAGGAUUAAAUAAGCUUUGCUUCUUCCUACUCCUUUUUGGACAUGUAGAAUUGUACUACGUGAUGUAUUCCAAUGGAACUUGUAUGCAAGUUCAAAAUAAAUGAAACCAUAAAGUUGAAAGUUAAAGUUUCCCAAAAAGUUGAAGUGGAAAACUGAAAACAGAGGGAAUUUUUUCCAUAUGAAAUAAUGGAAAUCCAAUUAAUCCGUUCCAGACAACAAAAAAUACAUUUUAUAGGGAAUCAUUUUUGUUUUACAUGCCAAAAAAAUAUGAAAUAAUUCAAAUUAUAUAUAUUAUACAGUAGUGUAUGAAAAACAAAAUAUGUGAAAACCGAGGUUUGACUGUAUUUUUCUUUUUCUUUUUAAGUGGGGAAAAAAGACCUCAUAACUGAAACAACUAUUAGCUUUAAGCAUGUUUACAGCGCCAAAGCAUCAUUGGCACUCAUAACCUCCAGAAUGGAUGUAUCCCAUAUUAAAAAUGGUUGUUCUUUUUAUGUGCAAAAUACAUUGUAGUUGAAACUUGUUGUCUCUAAAGUAAAAUGCAUAUAUCUAACUUUUUCCAUUGUCCUUGUCCUGAAACUCACUGAUUUUUAACAUGAAAUAUGCUGUUCACUCGUAUUGUUUUGCCUGAAGUUGCGUGCGCGCGUUGAGUAUUAUGUUUUGUGUUUGUGCACAGACAAUUAGAUCUAGGUCGUUUGUAAGUCCUCACAAGGGGCUUGUUAAACAUACACAGUACUGGGGAUUGUGGUGGCUCUUAUUAGGGUAAAUUUCUUAUCGUCAUGCAAAGUAUCACAAGGCUGUACCGUGCCCCAUUAUUUUACCUUGACUCGGUUACAUUUUCCAAAGGCCAUCGAAAGUGUGUCAUCGCAGAGUCGAGGGGUUUUCCCAAAAGUAAAAUUACAGGCACUAGAGGUGUUAUUUAUGGUUUGGCUCGUGGUUGUUUUGGUUUCAUCUCACACUAAAGGGUGUGGGCCAUGCCAUGUAUUGUAGCUAAAUGCAAUAAAGCUCUGCCAUGUCUUCUAUUAGAGCUCAUGCCUGAAUUUCUAUUCUCAUUCGCAUCCCAUCCAAUUACUUAAAUAAAUGUGUUCACAUGUUGAGUGUACACUUCUUUUUCUUUUUGCUACCACAAUACAGUCAUGGUACAACAAACCUGUGCAGUAUUUGCACCAGAUUGUGACACCGCAUAUGCACGCACGCACACACCACGCGCACAAACUGCCCUGAUUUUGCCAACACUGACCUACAUAUACCUAAACAAGAAUGUAGUUUUGUUCACAUUUUGGGCAGUUCAGCAAAUGUUGGUAUUGCACUUGUUUUUUUUUUAUAGUCUGUGUUAUUAUAUUUAGUCAAAUGUGCUGCAUGUCUGAUCUGGGGAAACAGCAGAGAGA
This is a messenger RNA of Dunckerocampus dactyliophorus (ringed pipefish), 4463 nucleotides long. It is a transcript of the gene nek7, whose product is annotated as NIMA-related kinase 7. NCBI's taxonomy places the organism in Eukaryota, Metazoa, Chordata, Actinopteri, Syngnathiformes, Syngnathidae. The record is from RefSeq and is a predicted model, not a curated record. Gene Ontology annotation, molecular function: protein kinase activity; ATP binding. Gene Ontology annotation, biological process: protein phosphorylation. The transcript is spliced from 11 exons. Bases 380 to 1285 code for a protein of 301 amino acids.